ACGGCGCGUUCGUUUGAAAGAGAUACAAACAAACAGAGAAGUGAAACACAGAGAAAGAGAUUAAUUUAUCUCUUAAAGUGGGUUUAUAGGAUCGAAAUAUACCGAUAAACCUUAAGUAAAGUGCACUACAGUAAUGGCAGAUACCUCCUUUCAAUAAAAGCGGCGGAUAAUUCUUUUAUUUAUCAGUUCUUUCUCCGUAUCCAGGAUAUCCCGAUCAGCCAUGGACUCCAAAGAGAGGGAACGAGCUUUACUUCUUGAGGAAGAAGUUAAGGGCCUGUCGGAAGAGCUGGUCCAGUGCCAGGCAGAUAAGGAGUUUGUGUGGUCGCUAUGGAAGCGCCUCCAAGUGGCCAAUCCGGACCUAACUCAGGCUGUGAGUUUGGUGGUGGAACGUGAGAAGCAGAAAGCUGAGGCUAAGGACAGGAAAGUUCUAGAAAUUCUUCAAGCGAAAGACUACAAGAUUCAGGAGCUGGAGAAGGAAGUGACAGCGCAGCGGCAGGAGCUGAGCAGCCUGGGCCAGAGGCAGCACGAUAGAGAGGAAGAGCGAGAACUGAUGAAGAAGGAGCUGGCAGGCCUGCGCCACAAACUGGCCAAUAAAACUCGACAGCUUCAGGAGCUGCAGGAAUAUGAUAAGGAGCGCGAGGAGAAGGAGAAGCGUGUGCAGAGUGAAGCUGAGGAGGCCAGGCGUGGUCUGCAGGAGCGCUGCAGUGUUCUACAGCAGGAGCUCAACACAGUGCAGGAGAACAGCAGGAGGCAGGAGGAGCUACACACAGCCAGAGUAAAGGAGCUGCAGGAGGAGUUGGUGAAGGCCAGAUCGGAGCUUUUGGAGUUUCAGGGCCACAGUGCUGCUCUGUCUGCUCAGCUUUCUCCUUUAGAGCAACAGGCUUCAGAGAGAGAAAGGCAGCUUCAGCAGCUCAGGCAGGAGCUGGCGGAGCUUCAAGGUUUGUAUAGACAGAGUGUGGAGCAUGCAGGAGAACAAGCAGAGCUGAUUCAGCAGCUGGAGGGACUCAACCUGGACACACAGCACGUCCUGCGCAGCCAAGAACAGGCACACAGCACACACACUGCCUCAUACCAGAAGCUCUACAGUGAACUGAGUGUGUCGUACCAGGCCCUACAACACAGGGAGGAGGAGCUGCAUCAGAGGAACUUGGUCCUUACCACGCAGUUGCGUCAGAGGGACCAGCAGGUCUCCCAACUCCAGGCUGAACUCCAGCAGCUCCAGCAACAGCAAAGAGACACAGUGCAGGCUGUAGAGCAGCAGUGUGGUGUGUGUCAGGAACCACAGGCCUCUACUCCGGUUCCUCCCCCGCAGCAUGAGGAGGCUACAAGGGGAAAUGAACUUCAAGUACAGUCUAUAACUUCAGGGACACAGAGCUCUGGAGCUGAGCAACAGGCGCAGCAGCGCUCCAGAUCACUCUCUCCAGGUAGCAGGAGCAGCAGUAUUGCAACUGAGAGGAGGAUCCAGCAGCUGGAGGAGUUACUCUCGCUCAAGACAAAAGAGAAUGAGGAGUUAAGGAGAGCUCAUGCAAAACGUCAUGAUCGUCUACAUCUGAUCCAGACCAACUACAGGGCGGUGAAGGAGCAGCUGAGGGAGGUGGAGGAUGUGCAGGGCCAGUCGAAAGGCAGGAGGAAGCGCGCUGAGCCGUGGCAGUUACGGCAGGAGAACAGCGAUGCCGUUUGGAACGAACUGGCCUACUUCAAGCACGAAAACAAAAAACUCCUCACAGAAAAAGCCCACCUUGAGGAGGAACUGGAUGUUGCACGUGUGCAGGCGGCCACGGAUCGUGCUGCAGCCCUAGAACUACGCAUUUGUCUGCAGGAACAGCAAGAGCUGCAGCUGAGAAGUGAUGAAAAAGAGGCAGUCAGCAGCAACCCAGUCCUGCCAUCUGCCCAGAGACUGGACAAAUCCAUUAAGAAGAUUGAAAUGUUGGAGUGGAAGAUGGUAUGUUUAGAAAAAGAGACGGGACAACUGAGAGAGGAUAACCAGGCCCUGCAGGAGGCCUCUGAAAUCCUGUCCCAGGAGCGUACUGACCUCCAGGCUGCUCUGAAGCGAGCCAUGUCUCGAGAGGAAGCAGAGGUGGAGAGACUACGAGGUGAAGUCCAGGCUUUGGAGGCCCAGCUGCAGAGCUCCAGGAGAGAGGCAGCAGAGGCUCGGAGAGCAGAGGUACAGGCCAGGCAUGUUGUGCUGCGGCUCAGACAGGAGCUGGGGGUCCUGAAGGCGGAGAGAGAUUUCCACAGAGCCUCUGCCCGCCGCUGGAGUAAAGCUACCAGGCCCAGACUCCCAGCAUGCAGACCCAGAGGCCCGACCCAAACACACAUGCACCCGGAGCAGCAGCGCAGGACACACACACGCUCGGAGCAGCAGAGGACACACAGCCCUGCCAAGGACGAGUGGGAGGACAUGAGUCCAGACAGUGAGACUGAGGAGUUCUCCGACAGUCUGGAGAGCCAGCCUCGUUCACAGACUCGCCGAAAUCCAUCUGUAAAGGGCUGCAGGUACAGGCUGAGCGCUCUCGUAGACGGGCUCAGAGACUUCACCACAGAUCAGCCUCAAAGCAACCCAGGGCCAGUGAGGAAGAACCUGAGGAAGACGAGGAAGAUGAAGAGCACUGCACUCCAGCAGAGGCUGCUCUGUCUGCAGCAGCAGGUGGCAGUGUUGCAGUCGGCCAGCAGGGCGGCGACACGCAUGGCCCAGGAGCAGAGCGAGAAACGCACUCGAGCUCAGAUGGAGCUGGAGAUGCUCACUCACAGACUGCAGGCCAGCAAACAACUCUCACAGAAGCAGACGUGUGAGUUGGUGGUGCUGCAACAGCAGAAGGCCAUGUUGGAAAUGGAGUUGGAGCAGUGGAGGAAGUCUUGUUCUCCAUCUCAGGUGCAACAGCAACCUGCUGUUACCCUGGACCCUACCCAUCCCAUCAUCAAUGCACCAUCUGCCCCAGACCCCAACCACCCCACUCUCAAACAGCUGGAGGCCGACAUAAAACAGCUCACCAGCAAGCUAAAGAAUGCCAGUGCGGAGGUGAACAAACAGAGCACUAUGAUCAAGGGCCUCAGGAUGGAGCUGCACGACAGGGACCAACGCCUCAAAGAACUGCAGGACAAGCUGAGUCAUGCUGAAAGGGAUGUGGUUAUGAAGAGGCAGCUGGUGGAGGACCUGCGCAGCCGACUGAAGAUCCUGCAGGAUUCAGAAAGCAGCCGGCGCUUACUCAUUGAUGACCUGGAGAAGAAGGUGAAGAUUCUGUCUGAGGAAGCAGCUAACCGGAAGGCUUUUAUUGAGUCUCUGAAGAGAAGGCUGAACGUAGCCACUCAGGAGAAGAACCAGUGUGAAUCCACCAGCCAAAAACUCAGAGAAGAUCUCCAGAAAAAAGAUCAGAAGCUGGCGGCGAUGCAAGUGCGGUUGGGCGAGUGUGAGCGGUCGCGGGCGGAGCUGGAGGAGAAAGUGUGUGUGCAGGUGCAGGCUGUGUCCCAGCAGCACUCGGAUGCCCUAAAGACGCUGCAGAACAAACUCAGCCUGGCACAGUGCCAACAUGAGCAACUAAGGUCCUUCACACAGGCGCUGGUAGUGGAGGUGGCUCGAGAGGUGCAGGAGACCAGAGCAAAGCUAAGGAAGAGGAAGAGGGAGAGGAAGAAAAGAGAGAGAGCAGAUAGAGGAGUGUCCAAAAGCUCUAUGCAAAAAGCUCAAUCCAUCGCUGCUUCCAUUCUCAACCUGACCCAAACUGACCUUGCCAGCAUGCUAGACACAGAUGAGGAGGAAGACUGUGAUAAAGAAGUAAGUGAGGAUUGGAUGGAUCGUGUACGACUGAUUCUACAGCAGCGGGUUCCCUCUGCUGCUCAGUUGGUGGAAACUGUGUUGGAGAAGCUAAAAGAGUUCAGAUUACUGACGGAGGAACUGGCCGUGUUCACUACAUCUGUCAGCGAAAAUGCCUGACCGCAACAGAGGGGAAAAAAUGGCCAGCCGGAGCCUGUUGUCCUCCUUUAGGAUUGCCAUCUCUCCUCUUUCCUCUCCUCUCCUCUCUUCUCUCCUCUCUACUCCAAAGCAAUUGUUCCCCCUAUCAGGAUGUCAGGAGGACAUUUUUCUGGUGUCUGAAGUGCUUCUUCAUGUUUGCGCUGGUGCUACAAGGCUAAUACAGCUAAGA
Molecule: messenger RNA, 4136 nt
Organism: Colossoma macropomum (tambaqui)
Lineage: Eukaryota; Metazoa; Chordata; Actinopteri; Characiformes; Serrasalmidae
Gene: cntln
Product: centlein, centrosomal protein
Exons: 29
Coding region: 221-3928 (1235 amino acids)
Biological process (GO): centriole-centriole cohesion; protein localization to organelle
Cellular component (GO): centrosome; centriole
Source: RefSeq, a predicted model, not a curated record